Messenger RNA from Fonticula alba, 1381 nucleotides. RefSeq lists its product as hypothetical. The transcript is spliced from 6 exons. NCBI's taxonomy places the organism in Eukaryota, Rotosphaerida, Fonticulaceae. The record is from RefSeq and is a predicted model, not a curated record. Gene Ontology annotation, biological process: very long-chain fatty acid biosynthetic process; fatty acid elongation, saturated fatty acid; fatty acid elongation, polyunsaturated fatty acid. Bases 118 to 1026 code for a protein of 302 amino acids. Gene Ontology annotation, molecular function: fatty acid elongase activity. Gene Ontology annotation, cellular component: endoplasmic reticulum membrane.
CCCGCUCACCGGGCCCCGGGACUCCCCCUAGUUGCUUUUCAUCCGCCCAUUUCGACAGCUGACAUUUCCGGGAUAGAGCACCCUCUCUGCCCCGAAUACCACGCAACGCCCGUCACAAUGGCCGUCUCCGAGAAGCCCGGUACCAACGCCGUCCGCGCUCGCCCGCCCCACAAUGCCUUCGCCGCCAGCAUCCUCUCCCCUUCCAUCAUCAUCUCGGCCGCCGUCACCCUCGGCCUGCUCGAGACCGUCUGGAAGCCGGUUGUUGAGAACUUCAAGUUCGAGCGCCUGACCCUCCUGCACGAGCCCAAGUACCCGAUCAUCGCCACUCUCGGCUACGUCCUCAUGCUCAUCUUCCUGCCGAUGGUCAUGAAGAACCGCCAGCCCCUCAACCUCAAGUGGGUCAUGGUCAUCCACAACUGGAUUCUCUCCACCGGCUCCCUGGUCAUGACCAUCGGCAUGCUCAAGGAGGUCGCCCUCUACGCUCUCAAGAACCCCCAGUGGGUCCACCUCACCUGCGACCCGAACUACACCCACCGUGCCUCGACCAACCUCUUCUUCUGGUACUACAUCUUCUACCUGUCCAAGAUGUAUGAGUUCAUCGACACUGCCAUCCUGAUCCUGCGCAAGAAGAACGUCAUCUUCCUCCACUGGUACCACCACAUCAUCACCCUGUGGCUGUGCUGGGUUUGCCUCGACGUCGACCUUGGUAUCCAGUGGUUCUCCUCCGCCUCCAACACCCUGGUCCAUGUCUUCAUGUACUACUUCUAUGCCUCUCAGACUCUGAACAUUCAGGUCUCCUGGAAGAAGCACCUCACCACCCUGCAGAUCGUGCAGUUCGUCCUCGGCAUCUCCAGCAACCUCUCUUGGGCCUACUUCACCAUCAUCAAGGGCAUCACCUGCUCCGGUAACUGGUUCUCCUUCUGGUUCGGCAAGUUCGUCCUGGUGUCCUUCCUGGUCCUCUUCAUCCAGUUCUACCGCCGCUCCUACAAGAAGAAGCCCGUCGCCGCCGCGACCAAGACCAACUAAGCGAAUGUGGGUCUACACAUCGGCUUGGUGGUGACCGUGGAGGUGAGUGACGCGGCGCGCGUGUGGCUGUUGUUUUGAAGCACACACGCGGCCCACUCCUCCGGCCCGCGCGCCCCCUCUCCCCCCUCCCCUCCUCUCCCCCGGCCUGGAGGUCUCUCUGCUGUCCAUGGAGUUUGGCUGUUGCCUCGCUCUCUCGGCGCCCUCUCUUGUGGGUGUGCCGGGGGCGUGUCAGCACCCCCCCUUCUCCUCCCGCCCUCCCUCCGCCCUCUCUCAUCGUUAUGUGCGAGUCGCGCGCCGCGCGCUGCGCCUCGCGAUAGAAGGGAUUCGCUUCCCCCCCUCCCCCCUCCCCCCCUCU